Molecule: messenger RNA, 525 nt
Organism: Pistacia vera
Lineage: Eukaryota; Viridiplantae; Streptophyta; Magnoliopsida; Sapindales; Anacardiaceae
Product: putative cysteine-rich receptor-like protein kinase 9
Exons: 1
Coding region: 1-525 (174 amino acids)
Source: RefSeq, a predicted model, not a curated record
AUGCCCUCCUUGAAAUUCUUCAUGUUCUUUCUUGUUCUCUAUCUUGCAACUUCUGCUAUCGGUUUAACAAGUGCUGCUGAUCCAAAAUAUCUUUUCCAUGAUUGCACAAACACAACAACUUUUAACAGAAAUAGCACCUAUCAAUCUAAACUCAAUUUUCUCCUCUCUUCACUUGUCUCUAACGCCACCCGCAGCAAUGGAUUCUCCACCGGUUUCUACAACGCCACAGCAGGACAAGACCCUGACAAGGUCUACGCUCUCUUUCUUUGCCGAGGUGAUGUCACUCCCACCACCUGUCAAGAGUGUGUCAAUUUUGCUACCUCAGACAUUCUUCAACGUUGUCCUGUUAAAAAAGAAAGUAUAAUAUGGUACGAUCCGUGCCUUUUACGCUACUCAGACGAGUAUAUCUUUUCUACGAUGAAAGGUAACCCCGGUGCGGUUUUUUACGACUCUAACAAUGUUACAGAACAAGUCCGGUUUAACNAUUCACAAGAAUCUAACCUGAUUACAAUGUUCAAAGAGUAG